Molecule: messenger RNA, 2217 nt
Organism: Colletotrichum fioriniae
Lineage: Eukaryota; Fungi; Ascomycota; Sordariomycetes; Glomerellales; Glomerellaceae
Source: RefSeq, a predicted model, not a curated record
AUGGACACCGGAUCUUCUGCCGGGGCUGGUGCGGGUCUCUCCGCUGCUGGCGGCGUGGGCGGCGCCAACCUUCCCAUCAAACGAGCGAAGAUCGACUUAAUAGACCGCCGCCUCGACGGCGUAGUCCGCCUCCUCGAGGACCUUAAACUCCAGUUCCCCCUCCAAGCACCAUCAGCAGCACCAUCAACAGCACCGUCGGUCGCGGGAUCAACCGCCACCCCCGGCGGAGGAGCAGGAGGUGGAGCAGGAGGAGUAUCAGGGGGCCCGCCGGCACCCAUCCAGCUCAAGACCGUGGCUUCAACAUCCAUGUCGACAACACCAGCCAGCACUUCCACGCAGCAGCAGCACACGACGGACCCCCUGGUCGAGGGCGAGUCCUCCAUGACGGCCCAGUCCAUCUUCGCCCACGACUUCCUCCGCAAGACCGUCGGCGACGGGUCCUCGGUGCUCGAGAUGCGCGAGACCCUCGACGCCCUGCACUCGCUCGUCGAGGCGCUCCGGCACCAGCCCGCGUCGCACGAGCUGACGUACCCGCAGGCGAAGCCCGUGGCCCGGCCGGCGUUUGGCGAGUGCGAGAUGCCGCCCGUGCAGUCCGCCGUCAACAUCAUCCGCGAAGCAAAGGCUCAAAAGACGCUGGGCCUCGAGUGGGUGACGACGUUCCUCCACCCGGACCACUUUACGGACCUGGUCCUCAAGGUCUACUUUGCACCGACAGAGUUCAACGAGGCCGAGUUCAUCAUCGUCAACGCCGGCCUCGAGAGCCUGUACAACGACAUGACGCAAUCCAAGACGGCGAGCGCGCAGCUCAGGGAGGAGUGCGCCAAGAUGGGCACCCUCUGCCGGGGGAACCUCCAGACCGCCCUCGCCAACCUGCCUCUGCACCUCCCGGCCACGAUGGACAUGAUUGUGGCCCUUUUGUUCGGUGCCUACCACGCAAUGGAAGUAGCAAAACCAAGCCUCGCCUGGACCCUCAACGUAGCCUCGGCCCAACUCUGCCAAACCCUAGGCUACCACCGCGCAUCAUCCUCCUCAUCUUCUUCCUCCUCGACAACAGGCACGGCAACAGGCCCAACCACCACGAACCCAGACGACGAGGAAUACAAAAUCUUCCUCUUCUGGUCCGUCUACUUCAUCGACAAGUCCCUCUCCCUCCGCCUCGGCCGCCCCUCGACCAUCCAGGACUACGACGUCACGGCCCCCUAUCCCUCGAGCGCCAGCAAGAUGCACGGCGCCCUCAUGAGCUACUUUUGCCUGUGGGUCAUUGUCUCGCGCAUCCAGGGGAAAACGUACGAGCAGCUGUACAGCCCCGAGGCGAUUGCGCAGCCGAGCGCCGUGCGGGAGGCGAGGGCGAGGGGUUUGGCGGCGGAGUUGAGGAGGGUUACGGACCGGACGCAGGAGACGCAUUCACAGUAUUUAAAGUCGGCCAUCGAGGCCGUGGGAGAGAACACGAUGGAGUUCUUCAACGUGUCGGAUGAGGUCCUGCGACUGUCCCUGCUGACCAUCAUCUACCGCGCCGUCCCCUCGCCCCCCGGGUCCGCGACGACGUUUGGGACGGAGUGCAUCAACGCCGCGAGGGCGACGCUGCAGCGGCACGAGGAUUGCAUGGCCAUCAUGGCGAAGGAUGCGUACUACCUGUUUCCCAUGUACAUGAACUGGACCAUCCUCUUCUCCCCCUUUGUCCCCUUCAUCGUAAUCUUCUGCCAGGUAAUCGAAACAAGCGACACCUCGGACCUCGCCCGCCUCCAGGGCUUCGUCGCCUCGAUCCAGGGCGCAAAAGAGUUCACCGAGGCGUCGGCACGGCUGUGCCGCCUCUUUCAGGUGCUUUAUAAUGUCGCGUUCCGGUACGUUGAGAUGCGGAGCCAGGGCAGUGGUGGCGGCGGCGGCGGCAGCAGCAGCGGGAACAACAACAACCACCAGCAGCAGCAGCAAUCGGAGGAGCAGGGCCAGGAGAUGGACAAGUACCUCACGGCGCUCGGGUUCCCGCCGGCAUCUGGGCAUCCGCAGCAGCAUGCACAGCAAUCGUCGGACGUGGGGUCGGAGCAGAUGUCCGGGAUGACGAGCGGCGGAGCAGAGGACGGGAUGAACGGUGCAGGGGCGGGAUCCGGGGCGCUGAACCAGAUGAUGUGGAUGGGGAACGCGGCGCAGCUGGAGGACUGGUUUUAUAGUAAUCAGCAGAUGAUGGGGCUUGUUGAGGACGAUGAUUCGUUUUUGCAGUGA